AUGAUAGAAGUUGAUAGAAACGGCGAAGCUGAGGAAGUCUCUGCAAAAAAAGGUGUUCGUAAACAAAAAAAGUUAUUUGAAGGAAUACAGAAAGCAAAAGAUGAAUUUGCUUCAGAAUUCGGAUAUUUAUUUAUCGAGUUUAUUGAAAAUUACAAGAACACGACUGAACCAGGCUUUAAUCCAUAUCUUAAACAAUUAGAAAUUAUGGUGAAUGAAGAUAAACACGUAUUUUACGUAAAUUUUUAUGACAUUUUUAAUUGGGAAGAAACCAAUUCAUUAUGGCAAGCAAUCUUAUAUCAGUAUUAUAGAAUUGAACCAUACCUUCGUAAGGCAGUUGAAAUUCUUAUUAAUAAAUAUUUUCCAAAGGAAGACAAAACUUCAAAUAAUAAGAAUGAAAAUAAUUUUGACAUGGAUCAGGAUGACACCGAGAUCCUCGAUACAGUUGAUAAAAAAAGAAAAAAGAUGGAUAAUUUAGAUGAAGAUGAGUCAGCACGAGAGAGUUUAGAAAGAUCUUAUGCUCUUGAUUAUUUAGUAGCUUUUCAUAGUAUGCCAGCUAUACAACAUAUCAGAGAGAUAAAAACUGAAAGAAUUGGAUGUCUUAUGAGUAUCAGCGGCACUGUAACAAGAACUAGUGAAGUGCGACCGGAAUUACUUUUUGGAAAAUUUACUUGUCAAGAAUGUAAAAUUGACGUACCUAACGUGGAACAACAAUUUAGAUAUACUGAACCUCCCUUGUGCCAAACUCCCACUUGUAACAAUCGUACUGCGUGGGUUCUCGAUAGUGACCAUUCCGUUUUUACAGACUGGCAACGAAUUCGUAUACAAGAAAAUCCUAACGAAAUACCAACUGGAUGUAUGCCUCGAACUCUCGAAGUAAUCGUUCGGCAAGAAAUGGUCGAAAAAGCAAAACCCGGUAAUAAGUGUAUAUUCGUGGGUACUCCUCUUGUUAUCCCGGAUAUCAAUCAACUUGGUAUUCCAGGUGCUGGUGCGGAGGUAUCACGUGAUAAUCGUAGCAAUCGUACUGCUGAUGGUCUAGCUCGCGAAGGAGUUACCGGGUUAAAGGCUCUUGGUGCUAGGGAUUUAUCAUACAAAAUAUCCUUCAUGGCAUGUACUGUGCAUACUGAGAAUGAAAAGAUUGGUAAGACACUUGGAAGUUCAGAAUAUGAAAAUGUUGAAGAAGAUCAGAAAGCAUUCCUUUCGUUACUUACGGAAGACGAAAAGAACGAAUUAAUUGAGAUGAGCCGAGAUGAAAAUAUCUUUGAAAAAUUAGUGAAGAGCAUAUCUCCAUCAAUUUUUGGGCACGAAAUUGUAAAAAAGGGGAUUCUUCUUCAACUUUUGGGAGGUGUCCACAAAAUUACUCCAGAAGGAAUUAAAUUAAGGGGAGAUAUCAACGUGUGUAUUGUUGGAGAUCCUAGUACUAGUAAAAGUCAAUUUCUCAAAUAUGCCUGUGUGAUGAACCCUCGUUCGGUGUUCACGUCGGGUAAAUCCGCUUCUGCAGCCGGUUUAACUGCUGCUGUCGUUAAAGAUGAAGAAUCUGGUGAUUUUACCAUUGAAGCCGGUGCUUUGAUGUUGGCAGAUAAUGGAAUAUGCGCUAUAGAUGAAUUCGAUAAGAUGGACAUACCUGAUCAAGUUGCUAUUCAUGAAGCAAUGGAGCAGCAAACGAUUACUAUUGCAAAAGCUGGUAUCCAUGCAACUUUGAACGCUCGAACUUCUAUAUUGGCAGCCGCUAAUCCUAGAGAUGGACGUUACAAUAAGAAAUUAACGCUAAGAAGAAAUAUUUCUAUGUCAGCACCUAUAAUGUCUAGAUUUGAUUUAUUCUUUGUUGUACUUGAUGAAUGUAAACCGGAUGUAGACAAGAUGAUUGCGGAUUACAUAGUUGGAACCCAUCGACGCGGAGAUGAUAACAUAAAUCCAUAUUUUGAUACCGCCAAACUUCAAAGAUAUAUACGUUAUGCACGAACCUUCAAACCAAAGAUUACUUCAGAAGCCGCAAAAUUGUUUGCUGAGAAAUAUAGAGAUCUUCGGCAAGACGAUGCAACCGGUGCUGGUAGAAGUUCUUAUCGAAUUACAGUUCGUCAACUAGAAAGUAUGAUACGUUUAUCUGAGGCUAUUGCAAAAGCUCAUUGUAGUAAUGAGAUAAUACCGGACUACGUAAAUGAAGCGUGUAAUCUUUUACAGCAAUCUAUAAUUCACGUAUAUCAUGAUGAUUUAUUAUUAGAUGAUGACGAUGAAGCUCAGAACGAUGAUGUACGUCAGCAAAAUGAUGAUACAAUGGAAGUAGAUGACGAUGGUGGCUCGAAUUCAAAUCAAUCAACUUCACGACGUUCGAGGCGCUCGGAAAAUACAAUUUCGUACGAAGAUUUUACAAAGAUUCGAGAUAAGAUUAUAUCUAAAUUAAAAAUAGAAAGAUCGUGUGGCGAAGAUGAAUUAAUUCAAUGGUACUUGGAAGAACAUGAAAACGAUUUUGUAAGCGAAGAAUCAAUUGAAGCCGAAGAAACAAAAUUUAAGAAAGUAGUGAAACAAUUGAUCAAGGAUGCUUGGUUGUUACCAAUUGCUGACAAGUCAUUUGAAGAUGAUGAAAUUGGUCCUGAAGAAUCUGAUGAUCAACAAUACACUGAACCUGUUGACGAACAACCACCUACUGGACGAUCUGGUCAAAUGAUAUUGGCCAUACAUCCAAAUGUUGACCUAGAUAUGUUAGAUAAUGAAUAUGAUGGACAAUGUGGGAAACAACGAAGAAAGAAGGAAACCGAACAUUCAAAGUUAAAAAAGCCUAAAGAUGAUAUAGUAAGCAGGGAGGAAGAUGAUGAUGAUGUCAAUGAUGCCGAUGAAGCCGAUGAUGACGAUGAUGAUGAAGCCAAUGAUGCCGAUGAAGCCAAUGAUGAUGAUGAUGCCAAUGAUGAUGAUGAUGCCAAUGAUGAUGAUGAUGAGGAAGCCAACGAUGAUAAUGCAGCUGAUGAAGAAGCCAAUGAUAAAGAAGCUAAUGAUGAUGACAAUGCUGAUAUGGAUGAAUGA
Messenger RNA from Rhizophagus irregularis DAOM 181602=DAOM 197198, 3015 nucleotides. RefSeq lists its product as uncharacterized. Gene Ontology annotation, cellular component: MCM complex; nucleus. Gene Ontology annotation, molecular function: ATP binding; single-stranded 3'-5' DNA helicase activity; single-stranded DNA binding. Gene Ontology annotation, biological process: double-strand break repair via break-induced replication; mitotic DNA replication; DNA replication initiation. The record is from RefSeq and is a predicted model, not a curated record. Lineage: Eukaryota; Fungi; Glomeromycota; Glomeromycetes; Glomerales; Glomeraceae.